Messenger RNA from Diospyros lotus (date-plum), 1151 nucleotides. RefSeq names its product ras-related protein Rab7. Gene Ontology annotation, molecular function: GTPase activity; GTP binding. The record is from RefSeq and is a predicted model, not a curated record. NCBI's taxonomy places the organism in Eukaryota, Viridiplantae, Streptophyta, Magnoliopsida, Ericales, Ebenaceae. Bases 196 to 816 code for a protein of 206 amino acids. The transcript is spliced from 7 exons. Gene Ontology annotation, cellular component: vacuolar membrane.
UUCACGGGAAAGAUAGAAUCUCCGGUCUGGAUAUUCGAUAGCCCUAAAAAGGAGAAAAGAGAGGUAGGAGGGAGGCGUUGUGGUUUCGGUUUCGGUUUUUUUGAUUCUCUCUUCAUUCCACGGUAAAUCACGAGCAAAUUUUUUGCUGAAACUGAUAAUCAAUUCGCCAAUCUCUGAAGACUCGAACAGAAUUCCAUGGCGUCCCGCCGGCGUAUGCUCCUCAAGGUCAUCAUUCUUGGCGACAGCGGGGUAGGGAAGACGUCGCUCAUGAAUCAAUACGUGAAUCGAAAAUUCAGCAAUCAGUACAAAGCCACAAUUGGAGCUGAUUUCUUGACCAAAGAAGUCCAGUUUGAGGACAGGCUCUUCACAAUGCAGAUAUGGGAUACAGCUGGACAGGAAAGAUUUCAAAGCCUUGGUGUUGCAUUUUACCGUGGUGCAGACUGUUGUGUUCUCGUUUAUGAUGUGAAUGUCAUGAAAUCAUUUGAGAAUCUCAACAACUGGAGGGAGGAGUUCCUGAUUCAAGCCAGUCCACCUGACCCUGAAAACUUCCCAUUUGUUGUGCUUGGGAACAAGGUUGAUGUUGAUGGUGGCAACAGCAGAGUGGUGUCUGAGAAGAAGGCGAGGGCAUGGUGUGCUUCCAAGGGGAAUAUUCCUUAUUUUGAAACUUCUGCCAAAGAUGGUUUCAAUGUUGAAGCUGCUUUUCAGUGCAUAGCAAAAAAUGCUCUGACAAAUGAACCUGAGGAAGAAAUAUAUCUUCCUGACAUUAUUGAUGUGGGGAGUGGACAACAGCAAAGAUCUUCUGGGUGUGAAUGUUAGAAGUUCCAUUGAUUGGACGCUUUUUUUCAGCCUAUUGGUUUAGAGGAAGAAAGGAGCCACAUUUGCACCUGCACUCAGCUCAUUAUCUCUGGAACUUUUAAAACACACUCCGUAUGUAUAUUUACAAGCAAAAAGCAUGAUUGUGUUAGUGUUUUUGAUUCUUUUUGUUUCUCACUUUAUGCCCUCUUCAAUUAUUUUUCCUUUACCUUUUAUUUUUAUUUUCUGGGAAUCAAAUUGUUCUGUAUUGAAAUCACUGGGUUGUGCAGCACUUCGAUCUAACUAUUGGUGUUGUUAUUGGUACUGUUAGUACUGUUACAGUGUUUACUUAUUCUUUA